AGAGAUGAAGACGGUGCGGUACAGUGUGUCCGGAGCCGACUGGAAAAAGGAAGUGAAUGUGUGGAGGAAGUGGAGAUAUAAGAAGCUGUUGGGUGAACGUUUUGUGUCAGUGCCUGCUGAGCAGACCCGGAGCGGACAUUGGCCAUGGCAAGUCCCAUGAAAGAAGGAAUCCUGCACAUUCUGCAGUAUAAGUUUGGCAUGAAAGUUUGGAAGAAGAACUGGUCCCUAUUGUACCCAGCAAGUUCAAACAGUAUUGCCAGGCUGGAACAGUUUGACGCAAAGGAUUGGACUAACACUCCUGAGAGGCAGAAUACAAAACGAGUGGAGAGGAUCAUCCGUUUGUCUGACUGUAUCAGCAUCAAUCAGAACCAGGUGGAAAACCCUCCAAAAGAGACGGCGACAUUUAACAUUAUCACCAUAGAGAAAACCUACAUCAUGGCAGCUUCGAAACAUGAUGUGAUGGACUGGGUCAAGUGCCUUUGUGUAUUAGCGUUUCAGAAUACCAGUACAAAAAAACCAAAUGAAGAUAUUUCUGCAUCCAGGGCCGCAUUGCCUGGUGACUCGUUAAGAAUGGAAGAAAAUGAACUUUAUUCAACAAUACCCCAAGGUGCAGUAUUAAAUGAAAUAAGGAAAAUGUGCUAUCCAGUGUGA
Rhincodon typus (whale shark) is the source of this 651-nucleotide messenger RNA. RefSeq names its product docking protein 3-like. Gene Ontology annotation, cellular component: cytoplasm. The record is from RefSeq and is a predicted model, not a curated record. The transcript is spliced from 3 exons. The coding region runs from base 145 to 651 and encodes 168 amino acids. Gene Ontology annotation, biological process: cell surface receptor protein tyrosine kinase signaling pathway; positive regulation of MAPK cascade. NCBI's taxonomy places the organism in Eukaryota, Metazoa, Chordata, Chondrichthyes, Orectolobiformes, Rhincodontidae.